AUGCAGCUUCGACUCACCGCUACACGCACUACAAAAACACUCGAAACUACUCGAAACCUUCAGACCAAGCAAGAUGGCCGCUACUACACGCGCGAGAACUGCACCACCACCAAAGCCAACACGUCCAAGCCCCGCACCAGCAAAGUAGCCUCUGGCCGCGUCACCAAGCCCAAAGCUGCCACUACCACGACCACUACUAAGAAGACGACUGCGACCAAGCCCAAGGCCGCUGCUGCACCAAAGAAGACAACCGGCCCCAACGUCAAGACGGUCAAGAAGCCGAGGACCAAGACGGAGAAGGUUGUCGAUAAGGUUGUGGGAAAGGCGGAGAAGAUCAUUGGUGAUGUGGAGGGUAAGCCGGGAAAGAAGGCCGCAGGCACCGCCAAAGCACGAGGCACAGACUCGACGACCAAGCGCGCCGCACCACGGACUCGGGGCGUAAAGGCUUAA
Messenger RNA from Alternaria metachromatica, 450 nucleotides. RefSeq lists its product as uncharacterized. The record is from RefSeq and is a predicted model, not a curated record. The coding region runs from base 1 to 450 and encodes 149 amino acids. Lineage: Eukaryota; Fungi; Ascomycota; Dothideomycetes; Pleosporales; Pleosporaceae. The transcript has 3 exons.